Molecule: messenger RNA, 772 nt
Organism: Sinocyclocheilus anshuiensis
Lineage: Eukaryota; Metazoa; Chordata; Actinopteri; Cypriniformes; Cyprinidae
Exons: 6
Coding region: 61-663 (200 amino acids)
Source: RefSeq, a predicted model, not a curated record
GGAAGUGUCAUUGCUGAAAGUAUUGCAGUGUACAACUAUCCCAACAACAACUCACAAAUAAUGUUUCUAAAUAACGAUUUGGGACCCACCCUGGAAAAAAUCUUUAAUGACUCAGAUUCAUUUAAAAAUCUCAGCAUAGCUCUCGGUAAUGCUUCCAUCCAAGAUGCCCGAAUUACCAUGGGGAUAGUUGAAAUAUCAAAUAUUUCAGAUCUACAUCCAUUUGUGCAAUGCACCAUGAAUAUUGCAAACUUUACAGUAGAGAUUGAAGAUGGAGCAUGGGUAUGUGUGGGAUCAUGCAAAAAAGAUCCCAACUUCUGCAAUCAACAAGGUGAAUGCCAAAAUGAAAUAAAUGGACCACAGUGCAACUGUUACAGUUCUUACUUUGAGAAGUACUAUGGAGCUCAGUGUGAGCUUUACAGCAGAGGAGCCGGUUUCUACGCUGUUCUCUUCGGCUGUUUAGUAGCUUUUGCUCUACUUAUCAUCGUUUCAGCUGUGAUGAUUGUGGUGCUCUACAGAGCCAAGAGCAGAACAUCAAGCAAAAAAAGGCUAUCAUUAUUUGACGAUGACUUCUUUGAUUUUACAUCAAGAGGAUCCAUAGACAGAGGUUAUGGGCAUCAAAACUUUUCAGUCAGAGAAGAUUCAGAAUCUGGGUCUUUCAGAUAAAGACCACAGCAACUGAAGUGGUGGGUGACUGAUGAACAGAUGACAGAUAUUAUUUUUAAUAUUUUUAAAAGACGUCAGACACUAUAAUCUCAGGAAGCCAACAUAAUAC